This is a messenger RNA of Camellia sinensis, 1745 nucleotides long. RefSeq names its product crocetin glucosyltransferase, chloroplastic. NCBI's taxonomy places the organism in Eukaryota, Viridiplantae, Streptophyta, Magnoliopsida, Ericales, Theaceae. Gene Ontology annotation, molecular function: quercetin 3-O-glucosyltransferase activity; quercetin 7-O-glucosyltransferase activity. The record is from RefSeq and is a predicted model, not a curated record.
AUUAAUAGUUGGGUGGGCACGGGGCACACGCCGUACACGCCGAUCUGUGAAGUGUCUAGAACACAAAUAAUUGAACUCAGAUCCAAGGUAACAUAAAAUCCCCUGAUAAACUUCAUCAUUUGUUACAAACAAAACAGAGACUCAUCACUCUUUUUUCCAUUUUUUGAGUACCCAAAAACAUGGUUCACAAGCACAUCCUCCUGUUCACAUACCCAGCCCAAGGCACAAUCAACCCCUCAAUCCAAUUCGCCAAACAGCUCAUAAAAUUGGGUGUCAAGGUCACCAUAAUCACAAGCCUCUCUGCCCAUCGUCGCAUGCCCAAAACCACCACAACCCCACCAGGUUUAAACUUUGUUUCCUUCUCCGAUGGCUACGAUGAUGGUCUCAAACCCGGUGAUGACUAUCAACAAUUCCUCUCUGGGCUCAAGAACCAGGGUGCCGAAACUCUAACCCAACUCAUCACUUCCAGCGCCGAACAAGGUAACCCUGUCACAGGUGUGGUCUACACCAUGCUUCAAAUAUGGGCAGCCAAAGUGGCUCAAUCCUUUCACAUCCCAUCCACACUUCUUUGGACUCAACCAGCAGCCCUUUUCCGUAUCUACUUUCAUUACUUCAAUGACUAUGGCGAUUCCAUUAAAAACAUUUUCAACGAUCCAUCGUCGUUGUCAGUUGAAUUACCACUGCUGCCACGGCUGACUAGCCGUGACCUUCCCUCCAUUCUUCUUCCUGCAGACUCAGACUCGAUUAACCGUUUAUUGCUGACAUUUAAAGAACAGAUACAUACACUUGAAGCAGAAGCUAAACCAAAAAUUUUGGUAAACAGCUUCGAUGCAUUAGAGCCAGAAGCCUUAAGAGCUAUUGAUAGGCUCAAAUUGAUUGCAAUUGGCCCAUUAGUCCCAUCAGCAUUCUUGGAUGGAAAAGAUCCCUCUGAUACUUGUUUUGGUGCUGACCUGUUCCGAAAAUCAAGAGAUUAUGUUGAAUGGUUGGAUUUGAACCCAGAAUCAUCCGUUGUUUAUGUAUCGUUUGGAACUAUGGCAGUAAUAUCAAAGAAACAAAGAGAGGAGGUUGCCUGGGGGUUGCUGGAAUGCCAUCGGCCAUUCUUGUGGGUUAUGAGGGCUACAAAAAAUGGUGAGAAAGAAGAAGAUGAACUAAGCUGCAGAGAAGAACUCGAACAAUUGGGGAUGAUAGUGCCUUGGUGUUCUCAAUUGGAGGUUCUUUCACACCCUUCUUUGGGAUGCUUUGUUACUCAUUGUGGGUGGAAUUCUUCAUUGGAAGGUUUGAUAUCUGGUGUUCCAAUGGUGGGUUUCCCACAGUUUGUUGAUCAGCCAACAAAUGCAAAACUUAUAGAAGAUGUAUUCAAGACUGGAGUGAGAGUGAUAGCGAAUGAAGAUGGAAUAGUGGAAGGUGAGGAGAUCAAGAGGUGCAUAGAAGUGAUUAUGGGAGGUGGGGAGAAAGGGCAAGAAAUGUACAAAAUGGCCAAGAAAUGGAGGGAAUUGGCAAAGGAAGCGGCAAAGGAAGGUGGGUCUUUAGACAUGAACCUUAGGGCUUUCGUUGAUGAGGUUUAAGAAGGUUUAUAGGAUGAGUCUUUUCAUGAUAAGUUGUGUAAAUCUAAUGAUAGGGAUUUGUUAGGACUUGGUUUCGGCAAAUUCGAUUUUAUACACACUUGUUUCAGUUGUAAUGUUGUUUUCAUUUGAAUGUGUAUUUAUCUUAGUCCAUAUAUACAUGCACUUGUGUGCGUAAACCCC